Molecule: messenger RNA, 2536 nt
Organism: Annulohypoxylon maeteangense
Lineage: Eukaryota; Fungi; Ascomycota; Sordariomycetes; Xylariales; Hypoxylaceae
Product: P-loop containing nucleoside triphosphate hydrolase protein
Exons: 2
Coding region: 365-2158 (597 amino acids)
Biological process (GO): proteolysis; protein catabolic process
Cellular component (GO): mitochondrial matrix
Molecular function (GO): ATP hydrolysis activity; ATP binding
Source: RefSeq, a predicted model, not a curated record
GGACCCCCGACCUUUAAAGCUCAUAUGCUGGAUCAUCGCUGUGAGAUCUCGCGCAACUUAUGUCCGAUACAGGAGUAACAGACCUCGUAAGCUCUUUGAUAGACGAUAAUUGUAAUUCAAUCAAAUCCCAUUUCAUCCAAACCGACGAUUAAACCUGUUUCAAAUUACAGAAUACCUUUGAUACCUCGUUACACAAUUUCGUCUAAUUGGCACGGUAUACUCUUGCAGCUUUGUUUAAUAGGCAGACUAAUACUAUUCAAUCGUCUCACCUAGGUGUAGAUACACAUACUUAUGUGGCGGAUCACCGCUUCAUAUUCCUAGAAGUAGUGGUCGUCGAUUGGAGGCCACCUCUAAUAGUGCCAAUAUGGGGUCGGUCCUUAUAAGACGUAAAACCCCUCUGCUUCUCAGCCCGGCCCUCAGAAUUCAUCACCGACAACUCUCAACAUCUACCAUCCUCCGCGCCCCAUCGAGACGUAUUCCGGAGCUCAACUCCGGUUUUACUAGCAGUUAUGACCCGAACGAAGAAGGAAGAGGGCCUAUGUUUUCAAAGAGCACCUUUGGAGUUCCACAAUUUUACCCUCGAGAUCUCAAGAAGCGAGUCGACGAAUACGUAGUUGGACAAGAUCGGGCAAAGAAGUCAAUAUCGUCUGUCAUAUUUAACCACUACCAGAAUGUGAGGCGGCGGAAAUAUCAAGAGGAGCAGGAGAGGAAGAGGGAGGAAAAGCUCAUGCGACAAGCUAUUGCCCGCGACCGAAAUGCAAGAGAUAUGGAGGAAACUCAUCCAGUUGAAGGUUGGCCACAUCCGACACCAAUGUCCCAACGGUAUCGCGCUGACGAUUUUGACGAAGACGAAUUCCCCGGCCACAACGAUUCGAUACAACAAAUGCACCAGGCCUGGCAGCAUUCUGAACAGAAAUCUGACUUCUACAUACCCGAGGAUACAAGUCGCACACCGCCAGUUAAGAUCGACAAGAGCAACUUACUUUUACUUGGUCCAACUGGCGUAGGGAAGACAUAUAUACUUGAGACGCUCAGCAAGAAGAUUAACGUCCCGUUCACGAUAUGCGACUGUAAUUCCUUUACCCAAGCUGGCUAUAUAGGCCAAGAUGUCGAGACAUGCAUCGAGCGAUUAUUAAUAGAGUCCAACUACGAUGUGAGGGCUACUGAACAUGGAAUUGUUGUGCUGGAUGAAUUCGACAAAAUCGCCAAACGUGAGACCAUGAAUGGAAGAGACGUGGGUGGCGAAGGUGUGCAACAAGCGUUACUCAAGUUAGUUGAGGGAACCAAGAUCUCUAUCAACGUCAAAGAUAAUCGCACCUCCUCGUCGUCUCGUUCGGCAACUCCUAUUACCACAAGUUAUACUGGCCCCGGAUCCUCGACAUCUACUUCAGGACCACAACCAACACCGCCUCCAAUUGGGAAAGUGGACCAGUAUACUAUCGACACAAGCAAUAUACUAUUCGUUAUGUGUGGUGCAUUCGUUGGUCUUGAUAAGGUGAUACUCAAUCGAGUGUCUAAGUCUAGUAUGGGCUUUGGUUCGGAGAUUAGGAGUCGAUCUACAUCUGGUAACAAGCCGGAUCUUCCACCAGCAUUAUUUACUCAUAUCCCUCACCGGCCCUUAGAUGCCGAGGAUACAUCAUCACUUACAGCACUCGACCUAGCAACGCCCGAGGAUUUACAGGGAUUUGGUUUUAUUCCGGAGCUGAUCGGUCGUGUUCAUAAUAUUGUGGCACUCUCACCGCUCUCGCGGACGGAUUUAUUAAGGAUCUUGACAGAGCCGCGCAACUCAUUAGUUGCACAGUACACAGCAUUGUUUCAGACCUACCCCUCCAACCUCUUCUUUACCCAAAAGGCCUUACAGGCCAUCGCGGAGCGCGCCGAGAAGGCCAAGACGGGUGCUCGCGGCCUCAAGAUGGAGAUGGAGCGUGUGUUAGCGGAAGCUAUGUUCGAUGCCCCUACCCACUUUGUACUCGUUACCGAGAAGGCAGUGCGCGGUGAGGAGAAGGUCGGGUACUGGGGGAAGGAUGGCAGACUAGAAAUCGAGAGGCUAAUACGCGAGGAGGACGGCCUGGCUGAAGUGACGGGGCAGGACGAGCAUGGGAGAGAGAUUGUGAGUAGUCUCGGCCAGUACCGCGAGGCUGGGGAGAGCGGCGCAUGAGAAACAUCAGUUAAAGUUAAUUGUACGAGUUAUUGUUAACUACCUAGGUACCCACGGGUAUGGGCUCGCAAAUUCCGAGCGAGUCAAUCGUUUUAUCUUUUAUUUUAUUCCCUUUUGGGGCUAGGAAAAACCCUGCAUGGCGUUGAUAUGGGAAUGGGAGUUUCGAUGUCAUUUGGGUUCGGGCAUAUUGCGCAUCAUGAUCGUUUUACCAACGGACUGGAGUUACUGGGAUAUUAUACAUGCAGGUGUAACGGAGUUGAGCUACAUGACCUGAUAUCGUCCGCGUAUAUAUCAGGUGCCUCUUAUAGGUCACUUGGCAAGCUAUAAAUACGUUGAUCAACCAUUUUGAUAUGCAGUUGAAUGGGAAGGUAUAGAGUG